Molecule: messenger RNA, 474 nt
Organism: Mesocestoides corti
Lineage: Eukaryota; Metazoa; Platyhelminthes; Cestoda; Cyclophyllidea; Mesocestoididae
Source: the annotation of a GenBank genome assembly
AUGGUCAUUUCAUCGUCACCUUCAUUUUUUGCUCACUUGGAUGUCAACAAAGAAUGUGAGUUGCAAGGUAGCAGUUCACCGAUUACACAUGGGGACACCGGUCAAAAGAUUGCCAUGAAGGAAGCGAGGGCUUACCCAAAGGGCCACCGACACCUCCCAGGUCUUAUCGUGCACAGGCCCUCGGUGGCUGCAGGUGAGCCACGACGCGGUGAGACUUUUUCUGGUCUUUCUCUCCCCUCCUCACACGAUCUUUGUGGGCUCACUCCUUGGACAUUGACACACGUCCUGCAGACGAAUGGUGUUGAGUACCAGUCGAUAGGUAGGGGUAGUACCUACGCGCCUGCCUCCGUGACAGGCGCUGACACGCAAGACGGAAACCAAUCAGGACGCAAGCACCACCCACUAUCGAACCGCGGCCCAAUAAAUUCUUCCGCGAAGUGGUGCCGGAGCAGUUUCGGUGCUCAUCUUGAGUGA